This is a messenger RNA of Talaromyces rugulosus, 2172 nucleotides long. RefSeq lists its product as uncharacterized. The record is from RefSeq and is a predicted model, not a curated record. Bases 1 to 2172 code for a protein of 723 amino acids. Lineage: Eukaryota; Fungi; Ascomycota; Eurotiomycetes; Eurotiales; Trichocomaceae. The transcript has a single exon.
AUGCCGCCCAUUCGGCGACUCCGGUCGAGAAAGCCCCCGAGACCAUGUGUCGAGGAUGAACUCGAGUCUCUAUCCCGUGAGCUAGGUGGGCUGUCGCUUUUGGGUGAGAAACCUGGGUGGGAAGGCGCAUGUGAACGAGGAGCCGUCGACCAGCUUCCGAUUCUUCUGGACAUUGAAAAGCCCUUUGUCGAUACAACACCUUCUUCCUCUCAACCGCCAUCUCUCGUCAGUGAAUCAUCCCAAGAAAGCUUUGGUCCUCCGACACCGCCCGAGCCAGAAGUCCUCCCGGUUACUUCUCCAUACAAGGGAAGCCAGCUUCCGCCGGUUCAACCAUACAGCGCGGGCUUUCCUUUUGGGCAUUCAUCCCUGGUGAAUGUGCCGAGACCAAAGCAACAAAACUAUGCCGACAAUGAGAGAGCGAACUCAUCACAUUAUGGUUCUCGCCAAGGUCAGACAUGUGCCACUUCGUCAUCAGCACGCUCUGCUCCUCACAAUUCGAGAUACGAAGACCCCAUCAAUCAGACUAAAAAGGUCUUUCCUCAGUCAAUAAUGUCCCCGAGAAAGCAAACAGUUGCAGAACUAUUGGAAGAAAAACUUCGACUUCGAAGAGAGCAGCAAUCAUCGCCUCCACAUAGUGACACACGAUAUGACGAAAGGCUCUCGCCGAGAAUUACCCCGGAAAGACCAAUUAGGCCGAAGAUGCAUAUUGAUCUAACAUCAUUGCCUUUGGUUAAUCCCAGGCCUUCGUCAAACAGCCCCAAUUUAGAAAGCCCGGCCGUACAAUAUAUUUCGGAGCCCAGCCCACCUAGCAGUCCAUAUCGCUCAAUAGUAUCCCGACCAACUCCAGGCUAUGAGAAACGAAAACCUUCGCCUACCGUGGCCGCUUUGCCCCCCAAACAGGGCUAUAAACAGGACUAUUUCUCCCAGGCAAAAUCGCCGGUCAAAAAAUUGAGACAUUCAUCCCAAAGUCCACCAAGAUCCGGGGACUCUGCAACCGGUGGUUUCAACAAACGUGCAGUCACUUUCGUGGAGCCUCGAUCCCCCCGCAACAAGCCAGUCCAGCCGGUAGAAUUUCACCGACAAGAUUCUCCUUCAUCCCGGCCACUACGCCCAGAAUCUCCUCCAAAGCGAACCUCUGCUCAACCCGUUGACGUAUCCAGCCUCGUGCUACGCCCAUGCCCAAGGGCUACACCAGCUGCAGGUUAUCAGGAUUGGUACACCAUGUCUGGGCUGACACAUCUUAACAUUUGCCCUUCUUGCAUGAACCAGAUUGGCAGCUCGAGAUUCCGCGAUUAUUUUGUUCCCAGUCUACCAAACUUGCGGGCAAAAAUUCAUUGCUCGUUCAGUGAGCCGUGGACUAGACUAGCAUGGAUUCAGACUCUCAAAAAGGGCUAUAACAACCUCGAUAUGUUAUAUGAGAUCACUCGUCCGUCAAGAAUCGAAUGCCCUGGCCGCAAGCUUUCCGCUCAAAACUGGUAUCGUGUAAUCGACCAUCAAACUGGAAUGAAUGUUCCGAGAUUUGCAGCGUGUGCGGCCUGUGUUCGCAAUCUUCAGCUCUUGAUGCCACCACUUCGACAGAGCUUUAGCUGCCAGCCUACAGUCCAAGAAAAAUUAUGUGACUUUGCAAUCGAUAGUCCUCGCUUUGUGCAGUACCUCGAUCUUUUGGACUCGGCGGCUAAUCACUGUGAGUACAAUCGCCUUUGGUCACCAGAAAUUGACAGGUUUAUCGACUAUGUGGAGCGUAAAUGCAGCCUGCGAGACUGUCGACGUGACCGGCUCGUCCUUGGCACAUGGCAUUAUAUUCCCAAUCUACCCGAGUUUACAGUGUGUGAAGACUGUUAUGAUGAUGUUGUACGGCCGCUGGGGGUAGUACACAAGCCGAUUGCGAAGAUGAUGGCAAAUCCACCUCGCCUGCUCCCAGGUUCGGGUCCAAACCGUUGUCGUGAGGCUAGUUGCCAAUUGUAUUCCCCUCGCAUGCGCGCACAAUUCAGGGAUGCCGUACUGGAUGACGACUACCGGGGCUUAGAAUCUGUGGCACUAAGACGGUUUGAUGCUGAACAAAGAUUUCGCGAAAAAGAGGAGCGCCUUCUUCUCAUCGAGGAGACUAAUAGGGGGUCCAGUUGGCAGGAAGAGUGGCACCGAAACCGUGAAGAGUGGAAGAAACACGAGUGA